Molecule: messenger RNA, 735 nt
Organism: Funneliformis geosporum
Lineage: Eukaryota; Fungi; Glomeromycota; Glomeromycetes; Glomerales; Glomeraceae
Source: the annotation of a GenBank genome assembly
GUGAAGAGGAGGAGGAAAAUUCAAGUGAUGAAGAAGAAAACAUGGUUUUACGAACUGCUUUAAUACAACGAUUAAACACACGAUAUUUAAAGCCUCGUAUAUAUAAUGUAGCUAAAUCAAAACACUGGUGGCUAGAAGUUCUUCCAUCAUAUGAUCCUAAUAGAUUCAAAAAAAUCUUAAGAAUGUUUCCACAUAAUUUCUUACAAUUAUCUAAUCUGAUACGUUUUCAUCCUGUAUUUUUAUCACAAGGAACAAAACCUCAAGUUUGUAUUGAACUUCAGUUAGCUGUAUUUCUUUGUAGACUUGGUUCUACUGGGAGUUUAUUUGGAGUUUGUUCAAGAUUUGGAUUAGGAGAAGGAACAGUAAUUCUUUACACCAAACGAGUUAUUCAAGCAAUUUUAACACAAAAAAACACUUUUCUUAAAUGGCCUACUUUAGAGGAGCGUAGAAAAGUUAAUAAAGGUUUUGAAAAUUUAGGAGGAUUAAAAAAUGUAAUUGGGGCUAUUGAUGGAACACAUAUCCUUAUGAAAAAUGCACCAAGUAAAGAUUCAGAAGUUUAUUUUACUCGAAAAAAACGGUAUGCUAUUCAUUGUCAAGGUAUUGUAAAUUACAGAGGAAUUUUUAUUAGUUUUGAUGUAGGUUGGCCUGGUUCUGUUCAUGAUGCUCGAGUAUAUAGAAAUUCUUCUUUUUAUAAAAACUAUUCUAACCUUAUUCAAGAAGAUGAUUACCUUUUAG